Messenger RNA from Anguilla rostrata (American eel), 4140 nucleotides. It is a transcript of the gene jak1, whose product is annotated as Janus kinase 1. The transcript has 24 exons. Gene Ontology annotation, biological process: intracellular signal transduction; cytokine-mediated signaling pathway; cell differentiation. Gene Ontology annotation, cellular component: cytoskeleton; cytosol; membrane. Bases 287 to 3757 code for a protein of 1156 amino acids. Gene Ontology annotation, molecular function: ATP binding; growth hormone receptor binding; non-membrane spanning protein tyrosine kinase activity. NCBI's taxonomy places the organism in Eukaryota, Metazoa, Chordata, Actinopteri, Anguilliformes, Anguillidae. The record is from RefSeq and is a predicted model, not a curated record.
AAAGACAAAGCCAUGUUCUCUUCUUUCGGGAAUAGAAGCUUGCUUUUGACAGAGAACACACGCUGUGAGAAAAUCCGAACAGCUUUAGCUUUUAGGUAUAUAUUACUAACUGUCAGGUGCCCGGUGGAUCUACAGCCUAUGGGUGGAUCUGAAUACUGAAAUAUUCAUAAUUUCUGUCCAACGAAUCAUUAUUAGAAUCGCGAACGGUUCCUUGGGAUAUGGUAGUUGUCGAUGAACAACUACGGAAGUAGUUAGCUAGCUGGCUUGCUAACUUGCUUGCGUCCGGAUGUCUGGACAAACUGGGAUGAAACUUGGCAGGCAACUGUGUCAAAAAAUGAGGUUGAGCAACAAGAACGAUCCCGCCGUCCCGACCACGGCGAGGGGACUGGAGAUCCACUUCUACCUGUCCGGCAUGCCGCAGCUGGAGUACCUGAAGGACAGCCACUCUGCGGAGGACCUGUGCAUACAGGCGGCGCAGAAGUGCAGCAUUUCUCCUCUUUGCCACAACCUGUUUGCACUAUAUGAUGAGGGCGAAGAUAUCUGGUACCCACCCAAUCACGUGUUCAAAGUGGACGACUACAUGUCCACAAAGCUGCAUUACCGCAUGAGGUUCUACUUCACCAACUGGCACGGCACAAACGACAGCGAGUCGCCUGUUUGGAGGCACUCCAUCAACAAGCAGAGAAACGGGGUGAGCCCAGAGAGGGCCCUGGAGGGAACCCCGCUGCUGGACGCCCCCUCCCUGGAGUACCUGUUUGCACAGGGCCAGCAUGACUUUCUGAAGGGCUGGGCGCCUGUGCGGAGCGCGCAGACCGAGGCGGAGGCCCACGAGAUUGAGAACGAGUGUCUGGGAAUGGCCGUGCUGGCCAUCUCGCACUACACCAUCAGCGGGCAGCUGCCCCUGGCAGGGACCACGGGGGAGAUCAGCUAUAAGAAGCACAUUCCGGAAAGCCUGAACAAAGCCAUCAAGAAGCGCAGCAUCCUGACCCGAAUCCGCAUCAACAACGUCUUCAAGAACUUCCUCAACGAGUUCAAGAGCAAGACCAUCCAAGACAGCCAUGACAGUGUGACGGCGCACGACCUGAAGGUGAAGUACCUGGCCACGCUGGAGACCCUGACCACGAGCUUCGGCUGCGAGGUCUACGAGCCCGACGACCUGCAGGUCUCCUACGAGACCGAGACGUCGCAGAAGUCCCUCAAGUCUGACAGAACGGAGGACCCUCAGUCCUACCAGGUGCUGGUGUCCGGGAAUGCUGGGAUCGCCUAUCGGAAGAAGCCAGUCAAUAACACCGUGGUGAUCAAAGAGAAUAACAAGUCCAAGAAAAACAAGAUGGAGGCAAACAAACGGAAGGAUGCCAGCGAUGGCCGGGCACCGUUCUGCGACUUCCACGAGAUCACACACAUCGUCAUCAAGGAGUCUACAGUUACCAUCUCCAAACAAGACAAUAAAAAAUUGGAAGUGAAGCUGCCGUCCCGGGGCAAGGCGCUGUCCUUCGCCGCCCUGGUGGACGGCUACUUUCGGCUGACGGUGGACGCCCACCACUACCUGUGCACCGAGGUGGCGCCCUCCUCUGUGGUGCAGAACCUGCAGAACAGCUGCCACGGCCCCAUAUGCACGGACUACGCCAUCCAGAAGCUCCGGCAGGAGGGCAACGAGGAGGGCAUGUAUGUGCUGCGCUGGAGUUGCACAGACUACAGCCACAUCCUCAUGACCGUCACCUGCAACGAGGCGAACGGGGGCCAGCCCAGGCAGAACUGGCAGUAUAAGAACUUCCAGAUCGAGGUGGGGGCGCAGGGCUACCGGCUGUGCGGGACGGAGACCCACUGGCCCUCGCUGAAGGACCUGAUGGGACACCUGGCAGGACAGGUCCUGCGCACCGACCACGUCAGCUUCCACCUGAGGAGGUGCUGCCCGCCCCAACCCCGAGAGAUCUCCAACCUCUUAGUGGUGACGAAGAACAGAGUUCCUGACACACAGACUCCCCUGCAAAUCAGUCAGCUCAGCUUUCACAGGAUUCUCAAAGAGGAAAUACAGCAGGGGGAGCACCUCGGUAAAGGCACCAGAACCAACAUCUACGCGGGCGUGCUCAAGAUGAGCAGCGAGGACGACAAGGACGAGGGCGACGCCUCGCAGGAGGUGAAGGUGGUCCUGAAGGUGCUGGGGUCCGGCCACAGAGACAUCUCCCUGGCCUUCUUUGAGACGGCCAGCAUGAUGCGGCAGGUCUCCCACAAGCACAUCUCCCUGCUCUACGGCAUCUGUGUCCGCGACCUGGAGUACAUCAUUGUGGAGGAGCUUGUGCAGCUGGGCCCCCUUGACCUCUUCCUGCAGAGGAACCGCACGCACCUCACCACGCCCUGGAAGUUCCAGGUGGCCAAACAGCUGGCUGGGGCCCUCAGCUACCUGGAGGAUAAGAAGCUGGUCCACGGCUACGUUUGCGCCAAGAACAUCCUGUUGGCGAGGGACGGGUGUGACAACGAGGGCGGCCCGUUUAUCAAACUGAGCGACCCGGGCAUCCCAGUGACCGUACUCACCAGAGAGGAGUGUGUGGACCGAAUCCCUUGGAUUGCCCCAGAAUGUGUGAAGACCACCAAGGCCCUGAGCGUGGCGGCCGACAAGUGGAGUUUUGGCACCGCCCUGUGGGAAAUCUACUAUGACGGAGAGGUGCCCCUCAAAGACAAGACGCUCACUGAGAAAGAGCGCUUCUACAUGCGGGAGUGCAUGCUGCCCACACCAGACUGCAAGGAGCUGGCGGACCUUAUGACCGACUGCAUGAGCUACGACCCCCACAAGAGGCCCUUCUUCAGAGCCAUCGUGAGGGACAUCGACAUGCUGGAGGAGCAGAACCCCUCCAUCAAACCCAUGCCCACUCAGGAGGUGGACCCCACCGUGUUUGAAAAGAGAUUCCUCAAGAAGAUUCGAGAUCUAGGGGAGGGUCACUUCGGGAAGGUGGAGCUGUGCCGCUACGACCCCCGGGAGGACCGCACGGGCGAGCUGGUGGCGGUCAAGUCCCUGAAGCCGGAGAACAGGGAGGUGCAGAGCGGCAACCUGUGGUGCGAGAUCGACAUCCUGAGGAAGCUGUACCACGAGAACAUCGUCCGGUACAAGGGCAUCUGCCGAGAGGAGGGAGGAAGAGCCAUCAAGCUGAUCAUGGAGUACCUGCCUGCCGGGAGCCUGAAAGAGUACCUGCCCCGCAACAAGGCCAACAUCGACCUGAGGAUGCUGCUCAGAUACGCCGUUCAGAUAUGCGAGGGAAUGGACUACCUGGGAUCCCAGAACUACAUCCACCGGGACCUGGCCGCUCGGAACGUUUUGGUGGAGAACGAGAACACGGUCAAGAUCGGAGACUUUGGUCUGACCAAGAGCAUCAAAGACAACGAGGGCUACUACACGGUGAAGGACGACCUGGACAGCCCGGUGUUCUGGUACGCCCCCGAGUGCCUGGUCCACUGCAAGUUCUACCGGGCGUCGGACGUGUGGUCCUUCGGCGUGACCAUGUACGAGCUGCUGACGUACUGCGAGACCGGCUGCAGCCCCAUGGCGGAGUUCCUGCGGAUGAUCGGGCCGAGCCACGGCCAGAUGACGGUGACCAAGCUGGUGAAAGCCCUGGUGGAGGGCAGGCGGCUGCCCUGUCCGGCUCACUGCCCACAGACGGUGUACGCCCAGAUGAAGAAGUGCUGGGAGAGCGCUCCAGAGGAGAGGAUCGACUUUAAAGGGCUGAUCACCGUGUUCCAGCACAUGCUGGCAGAGAACGUGUGACCAGGGGAACCUGCUUUAAAGACCUAAAGACUUUGCAAUCAAUCACAGCGGGAGGAAUUAAAAGAAGAGGAAAAAAAAAAACAUUCUUCAAGUCUGCCGCAGAAGGUGACUUUUCCCGGAUUUCUCGUACGAUCCCUUUCAUUAUUUGCACUGGCAGGACGUUAUUUUAAGGCAUCAUGUGGCUUCAGUGAUUCUGAAUGUGAGCUUGUGUCGGCAGCCAAAUUAGUCUUGGUCUUGGAUCGCAGCUUAAUUGUACAUAGACCCACGCAAAUGUUACUUUUACGCCAAGUCCUCAGCGCAGUCACCGGUGGCAUUAAUUUUCCAUUUUGUUUCGCUUAAACUGUAAACUCAUAUUUUUGUUAAAUAAAUGAACAAUAUUUGUA